This is a messenger RNA of Oncorhynchus gorbuscha (pink salmon), 2851 nucleotides long. Its product is annotated as thromboxane A2 receptor-like. The coding region runs from base 631 to 1548 and encodes 305 amino acids. Gene Ontology annotation, cellular component: plasma membrane. NCBI's taxonomy places the organism in Eukaryota, Metazoa, Chordata, Actinopteri, Salmoniformes, Salmonidae. Gene Ontology annotation, molecular function: thromboxane A2 receptor activity. The transcript is spliced from 3 exons. Gene Ontology annotation, biological process: positive regulation of vasoconstriction; positive regulation of cytosolic calcium ion concentration; adenylate cyclase-activating G protein-coupled receptor signaling pathway. The record is from RefSeq and is a predicted model, not a curated record.
AUACCUUAGCCGUACACCAUAGUGAUUGCCUCGUAAAUUGACCAAAAUUAUAUUUUAGGCUUUGUUAGAUACAGAUUACCAAGAUAUAGCCUAUGCGAACGGCACUGACUGCCUGACUGCCUGUCUGCCUGCCCUGAUCCUCUCUCCCUCGCCUGCUCCUCUUCGCUAGUGUUUGGUCUUCGGUCUGUUGUGUGUAGAAUAGCUCAGCCCACUCAUUGAUUGUCCCUACAUUGCAAGACAAUAAAUUCCUAUAGCCUACAUUUUAUGAUUACCGAUGCACGGUUCCGACUGUCUGCAUCUCUAUCUAUCGCUAGCUCGCUCUUUCUUUGCUGUGAGAUUUGUUUUUGAAAUAUACAAGGUAAAUAGUUUCCUCCGUUGCAAAAAAUAUUGAAUCUUAGGAGUCGAGGAGUCAAUUCCGAAUCUUGACACCCAGAAAUGCGAGUCGGCGGGCAAGGACUCGAGGAAUCGAUUAGAUGAGGUGCCGUCAACUUCGCCUGAUGACUUGUGUUUGACAGCGACGCUCUGCUGUGGAAAGGGUGAAGAAAAAAGACAAUGGAAAUCUUCAAAAUGGACUAGUUCCUCCUUCUCUUCUGAAGUGCGUUGGGAAUAGCCAAACCUCCUCCAGCCACCAUGAACCACUCUAACGAGUCGACCCCACUGUGCUUUUCCAUCAACAGUCCCCCCUUCAACUACACCCACACCAUUGCUUCCGCCUACUUCUCAUCAGUGUUUAGUGCACUGGGCCUCACCUUCAACCUCAUCGCCUUCGUGGUCCUCCUGAAGUCCUUCCUACGCACGCAAAGCAGAUCGCGCUCCUCCUUCCUCAUCUUCCUCUGCGGCCUGGUGUUUACCGACUUCAUGGGCCUCCUGGUCACCGGCUCCAUCGUGGUCUCCUUCCACUUCACCCAGUUCAACUGGCGCCUCCUGGACCCACACUGCCACUUCUGCAACUUCAUGGGCAUGUCUAUGGUCUUCUACGGCCUGUGCCCGCUUCUGCUGGGAGCCACCAUGGCCAUGGAGCGUUUCGUGGGCAUCAAUCGGCCGUUCGCCCGCUCGACCAGCAUGAUGACCAAGUCGCGGGCAGUGUCCAUAGUGCUGCUGGUAUGGGCAGGGGCAGGGUGCAUCUCACUGCUGCCCCUGGUUGGUGUUGGGAGCUACCACAUGCAGAUACCGGGCUCCUGGUGCUUCUUUAAAAUUAGCUCAGAGGCAAGCGACAUGGCCUUUUGCCUGCUUUUCUCACUGGUAGGGCUGCUGUCCAUCGCCGUGUCCUUCCUGCUCAACACAAUAAGCGUGGUGACCCUGGUCAAGGUGUGCUGCAGCCAGGACGCUAGGCAGCGGCGCCGUGACUACGAGGUGGAGAUGAUGGUGCAGCUUAUCUGGAUCAUGAUGAUCGCUUCCAUCUGCUGGUGCCCCCUGCUGAAUAUUGCCUCACAGAAUGGAAACGGCAGCCAACCAAGAUGUCUCCCAGAUGGUCGGCGAACGGGGUACCUACCUCGUCAACACCACGAUCAGCUGGCACACCUGGGAACGGAGUUCUUCAACGUCUAGAUUCUUCCGCAAGGGAGUCACCCCCAACGAGCGGAGGAUCCUCUACCAUGAGUUCACCCAGCACCCCAGCCCAUUCAGCAGUCUGCCCAGGUCAGCGAUGCCCGUUUGUCCCUUCCAGACAAAUAUGACAGGACUCCAUCCAAAUGCUGUGCCUUCCUCCACCAGUGCUCCCUCUAUUUUGCUCAUCAAACGGGAGCUCCCAACACUGAGCGCCUACUCCAACCACGACAGGAGGACCAGACUGCUGCGGAGUAUGCCCUCACCUUUCAUACUGUGUCCACUAAGUUCUAACCCAAGAGUCACUAAAGCAGAGGGACGGUCCAAUGAUCAUCCGUCUCAUGGGGUAGAUCAGGGUGUGACUAUUCAUCUUCACUCUCCAACAAACCUUUCUUAGUACCUAUUUCAAUAGCUGUCUCUCCCUUGUGUUGUUUCCACAGCUUUAUUUGACUCCGGAGCCACGGGGAAUUUUAUUGACCACGCCCUUGCCUCCUCCCUGAACAUCAUACCCGCUCUCCUCUCCGUUUUCAGUUCAAGCACUGGAUAAACAACUACUGGGAUCUGGCACAGUCACACACAUCACAGCACUACUCACCAUCUCCGUGGGAGUCCAGCACCAAGAAAGCAUCACCUUCCUCAUUAUCCAGGCACCCGUACACAAAGUCGGCCUCCCGUGGCUAAACGCCACGACCCCACCAUGUCCUGGCCGAGGAUGGAGAUUACGGCCUGGGUACCCAGAUGCCGGAAGACCUGCUUUUCCUUACCUUGUGUUUCACGUAGAUUGAGAAUCCUGUGGUUUUCCUCCAGGCUGACAUCCCAGAGGUUUACCAGGAUCUCUGGGAGGUUUUCUACAAGGCUCACGCCACCUGUCUUCCUCUUUGCCCCUGGGACUGAGCCAUCGACCUGCUUACAGACUCUGCGCCUCUGCGCAGCCGCAUCUACCCCGUCGGUGGCUGAAACCAAGCCUUUGAAGGAGCACAUCCAGGAGGCUCUCCAACAAGAUUUCAUCCGCCCAUCUGACUCCCCUGCAUUGGCUGGCUUCUUUUUCGCAGUGGUGUAAAGUCCUUAAGUAAAAGUACUACUUAAGUCAGUUUUUGGGGGUAUUUGACAACGUUUACAUCACUACAUUUCUAAAGAAAAUAAUGAACUUUUUACUCCAUAAAUUUUCACUGACACCCAAAAGUAGUCGUUACAUUUUGAAUGCUUAGCAGGUUAGGAAAUGUGGUCUAAUUCACAUACUUAUAAAGAGAACAUCCCUACAGCCUCUGAUCUGGCGGACCCACUAAACACAUGCUUCGUUUGUAAA